Molecule: messenger RNA, 1671 nt
Organism: Cavenderia fasciculata
Lineage: Eukaryota; Evosea; Eumycetozoa; Acytosteliales; Cavenderiaceae
Exons: 2
Coding region: 1-1671 (556 amino acids)
Source: RefSeq, a predicted model, not a curated record
AUGAGUGAACAGUCAUCAUCAUCAUCUUCAUCAUCCCCUUCUUUGUUGUCAUUAGCACCGAGAGGAGGAUUAUCAGAUUUAACAUUACUCAAGAUCAUCAAUGACCUAGAAUGUAAUCAAGAUAUAGUAUGUCUGUUGAUGACAUGUAAAGCAUACUAUAGAGAGUUUAAGAAAAUGUAUGCACAGGUUAUUACUUUUAAAGGUAUUAAACCAGAUGAUACUCGUCGAUUGUAUGCGGGCACACACAUGUACUCAGUUGUUAGUUCACAUAUGCAACCGUUUAAAGAGAUUUUCAACGCAUCGUUACUGGCCUUUCAAACCAAAAAAGCAUUAGAACUCUCCAAACCAACUACAACUACCUCGUUGGCGAUCCACAGUGUAUGGCCAACAAGAGAAUCUAUCUUGGAAUCUGUCGAAGAUCCUACUCAAGUGACAUCUCUAUCAUUGAAUGAGUUCUCUGACGAAAUUAAAGAUAUUCCGCCACUGCUCACAUCCAUCACUACCAUGACAGUACAUUUCAAGACAAUCUUACCACGAUUUCCAUCAUCCAUCUCUCAAUGGCCAUCUCUGACAUCAUUGACAAUCAAUUCAUAUAGAGUACUACCAGUCGACGUUCAAUUCCCACCAUCACUGACCCAUUUGGAAAUCUCCUAUGCUUGUAGGGAUGUAUUUUCGGUUGAUCUAUCCAACCUGACAUCUCUAACAGACUUACUCUGCCUUAGACUACCAUUAGACCCACACACCAUGAAACAAUCGUUCUUCCCACCCAACCUGCAACACCUCUCGAUGGACUAUCGGUUCUUUGGCUCGACCAAACCUCCACCCAAGGUUACAAAGAUGUCGAUGGGUACCAGCUCAAGACUCCCACCAGACUUUUUUCCUCAUGGCCUCUUGAGAUUAGAGUUGUAUCUCAUCAAUGGAGCAGUGCUUGAUCCAUGGACACUACCCCACGGAUUAGAAAUAUUGCAUAUUUCGCACUGCGAAUGCACAGUAUCAUCAGAGUUUAUUCCAGACUCUGUUAAAGAUCUGUGGGUCAAUGUUAUUAACCCCGAAAAAGCGAUAUUCCCAAGUGGAUUGGUUAAAUUUGCAACAUCAACCAAUUACGAAUCACCAUUCAAUUACCCACCAACGCUACGUAAAUUGCUCUACGAAAGAGGUGAUUAUCCACCACCAAUCAUCUAUUUACCAACAUCACUGGAAAAAUUUGAAUGUCAUAUCACAAAAAUCCAAGAUACAUCAAUAUUCAUACUUCCAACAACCAUGAUAAUCAACAAUGAUAAUAGUUCAAUAACCGAUAAUCCUCUUCAUUUUAUAUUACCACAUCGUCUCAAGAAACUCAACAUCGAGUGUAGCGAUGUACCUUUGCACAAUGAUGAUUGCAGUAUUCGAAUCGAUCAAAUCAUCAAUUGUUCAAAUGUUGAGCAUAUACAUCUAGGCCUUACGGUUUUGACCACAUUGGACAUCUACAUUAGACGAUUAGACAAUGGUUAUGUGAUGAUGAAUCUAGGUGAAACCUUUUUCGGUGGAAUCUAUCGACAACAACGUAGAUUGGGAAACAUCAUCGACUUGGAGAAUAAAAGUCCAUUGGAUUUCCGUGCAAUCUAUUUAAAUUUUAGAAAAAAUGGAAACCAUAUACAUAUUUAUCCAAGUAAUACUCCAAUCAAAAAAUAA